CAUAAAUUCUAAUGAUAAAUGUCAUUUUGAUUAAUCGCUAUGUUAUUUAAAAAUUCGAGUUUAUUCUUCAUAAAAUGUUCGGCACCAAAUUAAUCCCAAAUUCUAGAGUAUUUUCAGCAACAAUUGUAAAAAGAUUUAUACAAAGAACUAGCUACAAUUGCCAACAAGAAGAAAAAUGCAAACCACCAAAAAAGCCAUACGUGGCAAUCUGCACAAUAUCAGACUCAAUGGUUGAUCCUUCAAAGCCUGAACCAUCAGUUGUUAUCAUAGGAGCUGGUAUAGCAGGACUUUCAGCAGCUCAAAGAUUAGCACAUUGCGGAAUCAGUAAUUUUACUGUUCUCGAAGCUACGGACAGACCUGGGGGAAGAAUCCAUUCGUGCUGGCUCGGGGAUGUGAUUGCAGAAAUGGGGGCCCAAUAUAUAGAGGGAGCGUGUGUUGGCAAUCCCGUCUACAACCUGGCAGCUACAGAGGGUCUCAUAAAACAGCCCCUGCUCAGGAGUGACUAUAAAAGGCCUGUAUAUUGCACCAGCGAAGGAAGAGUGAUAGAGGAAUCCACCGCCAUUUUGGCCUAUCAUACUUUCAUGAAGAUCAAGGAAGAAGCUCAUAGCUUGUUCUCCGUGUGUUCUGGUAAAGAACACGGAUCACUCAUGAAUUUUUUGGGUUUGAGGAUACAGCAAGAGCUGCAGAAUUUCGCUGAAGAUCAAAGAUACGACGCCUCUAGAAUAUUGUUCGGUCUAACCAAUCACCUUAAAUACAGACUCGGUGACGAUUUAUGUCAAGUGAGCGCAGACAAUUAUGGCAGUUCCAUAGAGAUUCCAGGGGGUCAAGUUAAGGUUCCGCUAGGUUUUGUUGGUGUUCUAGCCCCACUCAUGAGGGAGCUACCCGAAUGCAGUGUCCUCUACAACAAACCGGUGUCGAACAUCAAAUGGGGUGCUGUGCAAAGCAGAGAUAAGGGACCAAGGGCGGUAAUACAGUGUUGUGAUGGUUCAGAAUACUGCGCUGACUACGUUAUUAUAACUGUGUCCUUGGGAGUACUGAAGGAGCAUGCUGAAAAGAUGUUCUGUCCGCCUUUACCGUCAGCCAAGAUGGAUGCCAUCAGGUGCUUGGGUUAUGGCGCUGUGGACAAAAUAUUCCUCGACUACGAUCGCCCGUUCUGGGUAUGGAAAGAUGGAAACAUACAUUUUGCGUGGUCCCAAGAGGAACUCCUGGCAAGAACGGAUUGGACAAAAGGUCUGAGCGCUGUCGAAGAGGUUGAAGGUAGCAAGCACGUCCUUUGUGCUUACGUUGGUGGUCCAGAAGCUGCAGUUAUGGAACAGGCUACAGACGAAGAGGUAGCUUCAUGCGUCACCAAGGUCCUGAGGAGGUUUACAGGAGACGCAUCACUGCCUUACCCAGACACCAUCCUCAGGUCCAAAUGGGCCACUGACCCUUAUUUUUGUGGAUCGUACAGUUAUCUGAGCGUGAGUUCCAACGUGGGACACCAGUGUGAUCUCAGUUCUCCUGUACCAGGGAUCUGCGAUCCCCAACCCCCGGUUUUACUGUUCGCCGGGGAAGCUACGUGUGCUGGACAUCAUUCUACAGUACAUGGGGCGAGAUUGAGUGGUAUAAGGGAGGCGCAAAGAAUAAUCACUUUAACGAAAAGGUACGGUGGACCACCACCAAGAGAAAGUCUAUGAUGAUUCAACAAUUAUAUUCGAUUUUACACUGUAUAAUCUAUGUAUUUUUAUAUUGGUCUUUUUCGGCACGUACAUAUAUACAUUUAUUGCAAUAAAUAACUUAUAAAUAA
Coccinella septempunctata (seven-spotted ladybird) is the source of this 1786-nucleotide messenger RNA. Its product is annotated as peroxisomal N(1)-acetyl-spermine/spermidine oxidase. The record is from RefSeq and is a predicted model, not a curated record. Gene Ontology annotation, molecular function: polyamine oxidase activity. Bases 75 to 1676 code for a protein of 533 amino acids. Lineage: Eukaryota; Metazoa; Arthropoda; Insecta; Coleoptera; Coccinellidae. The transcript is spliced from 5 exons.